Molecule: messenger RNA, 4813 nt
Organism: Bufo gargarizans (Asiatic toad)
Lineage: Eukaryota; Metazoa; Chordata; Amphibia; Anura; Bufonidae
Product: oocyte zinc finger protein XlCOF6-like
Exons: 7
Coding region: 1110-3587 (825 amino acids)
Biological process (GO): regulation of DNA-templated transcription
Source: RefSeq, a predicted model, not a curated record
UAAAUAUUUGCAAAUUCUCAAAGUGCCGAUAUUCGCGAUUAAUAUUCGCUAUUCAAAUAUUCGCACCCAACACUACAGGUGAGUAGUAACCAAAGUAAAGUAGAGAAGACUCGCGGACUCUACUCAUUCACUGGAUAUAAUAUUAUGGUAAUUUUUUAGGCUCUAAUUUCAGCUAAAAUAAAAGCAGAAGUGUGUAAUUUAUACUGACUACUGAGGGAUCCCUCUAACCACUUGCAGUGACCUACCCACGGAUGCCAUUUGGUUUCUGUAAUUUACCUGCUGUUUUUCCAUGACCCAGAGGUAAGUAGUGAAUUUAUGAGACUGGCCAGAUUCUGUACUGCAACCCUUCGCCCUGCUUUUAUUCUUCUCUAGUUCUAUAUCAUCUGGAUUGGAUCUAUUUUUUCUGGUGAUCGAUGUCUCUUCAGUUCCCCUACUUUCUUUGCAAACACCAAAAAUUUACUCUCUUCCAUUCGACUUCUUUUCCCAUAAAAAUUCUGCUGACUAGAAAAACUACUUCAUUGCAGUUUGUGAGCUACUGGCGAUGAAACUUGCCUUGGAGAAAUGGUGACACCUCUUAGAAGGAGCAGACUUUCCAGGGACUCUUUUGAAUUCAUGUGAAUCUCGAACAGUCCAGUCUACUCGAAAGCUAAAUCCAUGGAAUGAAAGCUGGACCGUCUUCUUCUCACAUAUUGUCCAGCAGAGAAGAAUCAGAGUUUUCUUUCCUAAGGCUGCUGCAUAUCUCUGAGUAUAACCACAUCCUGGCCAAUACAGAAAUUCCCCUGAGGUUCUGGAUACUGGUGGAUUAUUUCUGAAAAAUUAGCCAGUUUGUCCUGAUGUCUGCAUUACUUUCUGAUCCUUCGGUAUCUCAAACCUUUCUUAAGGAGAUUUUCCAGCUCCAUGUUCUCCCUGCAAAAGUCUUGGAUCGAGGAGUGCAAUUUGUCUCCCAAGUUCUGGAAAGUAUAAUGUAAAGCCUUGCAUAAUGCCCUACAUUUUCCUUCUGGUUACUAUGCACAGAGCAACAGUCAGACAAAGAGAAUCAGCCAGGUUCCUACAAUAUAGGAUCCACUCAGUGGAUAUCUUCUAUAUACAGUAAGAUUGACCAGUCAAGAAUGGAUAGGAACAGGGACAAGAUGGCGGAGAGUAUAAUCAAUCUCGCCCUAGAGAUCCUCUUCCUGCUUACUGGAGAGGACUACACAGUAGUGAAGAAGACCUCUAGUGAGCGCUGUCAGGCCCCUGUGUCUGAAGGACGGGGAAGAACCCUGAUACUUGAGGAAAUCAAUAGAGAGAAGAUCCUAGAACUCACCAACAAGAUGAUUGAGCUGCUGACUGGAGAGGUUCCUAUAAGGUGUCAGGACGUCACCAUCUAUUUAUCAAUGGAGGAGUGGGAGUAUUUAGAAGAACACAAAAAUCUUUACAAGGACGUCACGAUGGAGGAUCACUGGCCCCUCAUAUUACCAGUUAAGGAAGAGAUAUUAACACCUGAGAGAUGUCCCAGUCCUCUUCUUCCACAGGAUGGUUCAGAAGAACAUCACAAUGUUUAUCAGGAUUAUAAGGGUCUGAAUCCAAGUAAAGAUCUGAACAUUAUAUAUGUUACUGAGAAAUAUGAGAGGGAUGAUGAGCAGAGCAUAGAGGACAUGCCUACAGAUAACUGCCCAGAUGACUAUACCAGGAACUCAGACGAACAUCUGAUAUCUUCAGAUUUUGAAGUAUAUGAUCGUGUUUUCACAGAAGAUACAUAUGAGGAGCAUGCCAACAUCCAAGAGAUAUACUCAUUCAUUUACAAUGGAAAUGUAUCAUCUGAUCCUUUUAAACAGGUCCAGUUUUCAUCACAGAUUGUAACACAAAAUAAAAGUCACAAAAAAGCUGAACAUCAGACAACUCACAUAAGGGAGAAGCCAUUUUCAUGUUUAAAAUGUGGGAAAUGUUUUGCUGCAAAAAGAGAUCUUGAUAGCCAUCAGAGAAUUCACACAGGGGAGAAGCCAUAUUCAUGUUCAGAAUGUGGGAAAUGUUUUUCAGUAAAACAAAAUCUGGUUAGACAUCAAAUUACUCACACAGGGGAGAAGCCAUUUUCAUGUUUAGAAUGUGGGAGAUAUUUUAGAUAUGAAUCGGAACUUGUUACACAUCAGAGAAUUCAUACCGGGGAGAAUCUAUUUUCAUGUUCACAAUGUGGCAAAUGUUUUGCUGUGAAACGAAAUCUGGUCAGACAUCAAAGAACUCACACAGGGGAGAAGCCAUUUUCAUGUUCAGAAUGUGGGAAAUGUUUUGCAGAUAGAUCAAAUCUUUUUAAACAUCAGCUAAGUCACACAGGGGAGAAGCCAUUUUCAUGCUCAGAUUGUGGGAAAUGUUUUCCUGUAAAAAAAGAUCUUGUUAGACAUCAGAAAAUUCACACAGGGGAGAAACCACAUUUAUGUUCAGAAUGUGGCAAAUGUUUUGCUGCAAAAAAAGAUCUUGUUAGACAUCAGAGAAUUCACACAGGGGAGAAGCCGUAUUCAUGUUCACAGUGUGGCAAGUGUUUUACUAUAAAACAAACUUUGGUCACACAUCAAAGAACUCACACAGAGGAGAAACUAUUUUCAUGUUCAGAAUGUGGGAAAUGUUUUAACCAUAAAUCAGCUCUUGUUAUACAUAAGAGAAUCCACACAGGUGAGAAGCCAUAUUCAUGUUCAGAAUGUGGAAAAUGUUUUGCUGUUAAACAAAAUCUGGUCUCACAUGAAAGAACUCAUACACCGGAGAAGCCAUUUUCAUGUUCACAAUGUGGGAAAUGUUUUAGGCAGAAAUCCGAACUUGCUAAACAUGAGAGAAUCCACAGAGGGGAGAAGCCAUUUUCAUGUUCAGAAUGUGGCAAAUGUUUUGCUGAAAAACAAAUAUUGGUUACGCAUCAAAAAACUCACACAGGAGGGAAACCAUUUUCAUGUUCAGAAUGUGGAAAAUGUUUUGCACAUAAAUCAUAUCUUUUUAAACAUCAACAAAGUCACACAGGGAGGAACCUAUUUUCAUGCUCAGAAUGUGGGAAAUGCUUUACAGAUAAAUCAUACCUUGUAAUACAUCAAAGGAUUCACACAGGUGAAAAGCCAUUUUCAUGUUCAGAAUGUGGGAAAUGUUUUGCUGGAAAACAAAGUCUGGUCAGACACCAAAGAACUCAUACAGGAGAGAAGCCUUUCUCUUGUUCAGAAUGUGGAAAAUGUUUUGCUUUAAAAACAACUCUGGUCAUACAUCAAAGAAUUCACACAGGGGGGGAACUAUUUUCAUGUUCAGAAUGUGGGAAAUGUUUUUACCAUAAAUCAACUCUUGUUACACAUCAGAAAAUCCACAAAGGGGAGAUGCCAUUUUCAUGUUCAGAAUGUGGGAAAUGUUUUGCUGUUAAACAAACUCUGGUCUCACAUUACAGAACUCAUACACAGGAGAAGCCAUAUCUGUGUUCCGAAUGUGGGAAAUGUUUUAGACAGAAAUCAGAUCUUGUUAAACAUGAGAGAAUCCACACUGGGGAGAAGCCAUAUUCAUGUUCAGAAUGUGGUAAAUGUUUUGCUAAAAAAUAUGCCCUGGUUACACAUCAAAGAACUCACACAGGCGAGAAGCCAUUUUCAUGAUCAGAAUGUGGGAAAUGCUUUAUAAAUAAAUCAUACCUUGUCAUACAUCAAAGAACUCACACAGGCGAGAAGCCAUAUGCUCAUAAUGUGGGAAACAUUUUGGACAUAAAUCAUAUCUUGUUACACAUCAGAGAGUUCACACAGGAGAGAAGCCGUAUUCAUGUUCAGCAUGUGGGAAAUGUUUUGUCCAGCGAUCAAAUCUUAUUAAGCAUAAAAAAACUCAUACAUUUCAUUUCUUUACUGUCAAUACAUUAAGUAGAAACUAAAAUAUAGAAUAGUACACACAUGGUAAAUCACAUCAAAUACAAGAAUAGGGGGAAGCAAUUUUCAACACUAGAUGAUAGUUAAAAAAUAUGUAAAUACCAGAAAUACCUUCUUUUAUAAAAAAAAAACAACAACACAGAAUUUAGAUUACAUACCUAUAUAUUAACCCUGUGAGUGCAAUAUUAAUGUAUAUAACUGUGCCAUAUAUUUAAGUAGUGAAUUAGUGGUGAGUUAAUGUUUGGAACAUACUUUUGUAUUAAUGAAACAAAACAAGUUUACAACUGGCCUCUGCCAAAAUGUCUGCAUAAGGGCACCAGCUAAAACCGCAAACAUAAUUGACAUGUGAAUUUGGAAAAAGUCUGCAAAGUGUACACAAGAUUUGUGUAAUCUCAUAAACUAUGCUGGUACUGUUCUACUCUGCGGUUUUUCCACACUGGAAUCUGCGUGGAAAAUACCAGAAUAGGUCAAGAUUCAGUCGUUCUCUACUCGCAUCGCAUCCUGAUAGAAAACUCACUUGUGUCAAACAGCCCUAGCCUUUUUUAGACAAUUAUUUUGUGGACGCUACAGCCAGCGGAUUGUCUUCCUCUGUAACAGGACAGUUAGUAUGUUCAUCCACGAUCCUCCAGGAAUACGACAGCUACGGAUCAGGUCAGUUUUUCGAUGUUUGAACAUACUAUUUUCCUUGUAAGUCUUCUUGGGGAAAACAAUACCAUUAAUGAUGAAUUAUACUCAGAUAAUGGUAUAUCCUCUAGUGCGACAAAAUACAGGCUCCACCAAUGGUUGGAUUUUAAAAGGUAUAUAGGAGCAUGAUUACUUUCUGUAUAUUGCCUUUCGUUGGUAAAAGGUUGUCCGCAGCCCGUAAAUAUCAUUUUCUUUAGGUAAACCCUUGUAUUAAGCAGAUGGGGAAACGUUCUGUCCUUUGUUCUUGAGUCUUAAAACUUGUUACAAAUCACUAAUAAACA